UCUCCUCUGUCCCCAAACCAAAACAGUAAAAAGGCAAUAGCAAACCCAAAUCAGUCAUCUCUCCUCCCUCUCCUCCUCCCCUCCUCUCCUCUUCCUGUCAUAAUGCUAACCUCCAUUCUCUCCUUCUUCAACGCAUACCCUCCACACAUCUCCACCUCCUCAGUCCUCCUCGCCGUCUUCUUCACCGUCUUCUUCACCUAUCUCUACACCCCCUACUGGCCUCUGAGAAGCCUGCCUGGCCCUCCUCCUCUUCCUCUCCUCGGCCACCUUCCUCUACUCGCCAGGCACGGCCCUGACCUCUUCACCAUUCUCUACAAUCGCUAUGGCCCCAUUUAUAGAUUUCAUAUGGGACGACAAGUUAUUGUUAUUGUGGCGAGUCCGGAGCUGUGUUACGAGGUGGGAAUCAAGAAGUUUAAGAGCGUUAAUAGGAGGAGUGUUCCGCCUCCCAUUGCCGGGAGUCCUCUGCAUCAGAAAGGUCUCUUUUUUACAAGGGAUUACUCAAAGUGGACAGCAAUGAGAAACACAAUCAUCUCCCUCUACCAGCCAUCACACUUAGCCAACCUCAUCCCAACCAUGCAAACCUACAUAGAAUCUGCAACUUCUCUCUUGUCUAAAUCAGAGGAAGAAGAGAGUGUAAUCAGCUUCUCCGACCUCUCCCUCAAGCUCGCCACCGAUAUCAUCGCCCAAGCCGCCUUUGGCUUCGACUUCGGCCUGCUCGGAAAACAAUCAUCGUCGUAUGAUAAUAAUAACAACAACAACAACGAUAAUGACGAAGUUUCGGAAUUUAUCAGGGAGCAUAUAUACGCUACCACAUCACUCAAGAUGGAUCUCUCUGGUUCCUUCUCUAUAAUACUAGCCUUGUUGGUUCCAAUCCUUCAGAAACCUUUCAGGCAAGUUCUGAAGAGGAUUCCAUGGACAGCAGACUACAAAAUGGACAGAACCAACAGAAAACUAAGUAAGAAACUGGACUCAAUCGUAGCCCAAAGGGAGAAACAAAAGGAGAGAGGAACUAAAAACUUCUUGUCCGCUAUACUCAGUACAAGAGAAGAACAAAGGCAGCAUUCAAUAAAGAAACUCGAUUUCAUUAGCUCCGACUAUAUCAGCUCUCUUGCUUACGAGCACCUCCUCGCCGGCUCCGCCACCACCUCCUUUACUCUCUCCUGUGUUGUUUAUUUGGUGUCCAAGCACGAGGAGGUGGAGAAGAAGCUCCUCAGAGAGAUCGAUGAAUUCGGACCAUCGGAUCGAGUGCCAACGGCUGAUGAACUGCAGCAUAAGUUCCCUUAUCUUGAUCAGGUAAUUAAAGAAGCCAUGAGAUUGUACACAGUGUCUCCAUUAAUUGCAAGAGAGACAAACCAGCAGAUUGACAUUGGAGGCUAUCUCCUUCCCAAGGGGACAUGGGUUUGGCUGGCCACAGGAGUGCUUGCUAUGGACCCAAAUCACUUCCCUGACCCGCAUGUAUUUCGGCCCGAGAGGUUCGACCCGACCCGCGAAGAAGAGAAGAGGAGACAUCCACAUGCACACAUACCGUUCGGGCUCGGCCCGAGGGCAUGCAUUGGUAAAAAAUUUUCCUUGCAGGAGAUAAAGCUCACAGUGAUCAAUCUUUAUAGAAAUUACAUUUUCAGACAUUCUUCUAAGAUGGAGUAUCCCUUGCAAUUUGAGUUUGGCAUAGUUGUUAAUUUCAAGCAUGGGGUUAAGCUCCAUGCAAUUAAGAGGAGGAGAUGGGAAUGAAAUGCUUAUUGUGAAUCUGUAAUUUGUAAAAUUUGUAGUUCCCUUUUGGUAAUUAUGCUCUGUUGUGUGUUGUGAUUGGUAGAAUCUGAUGCGUGGUAAUAUUAGGAUUUAUUCA
Molecule: messenger RNA, 1843 nt
Organism: Phalaenopsis equestris
Lineage: Eukaryota; Viridiplantae; Streptophyta; Magnoliopsida; Asparagales; Orchidaceae
Product: cytochrome P450 711A1-like
Exons: 6
Coding region: 103-1728 (541 amino acids)
Molecular function (GO): oxidoreductase activity, acting on paired donors, with incorporation or reduction of molecular oxygen; iron ion binding; heme binding
Source: RefSeq, a predicted model, not a curated record